AUGCCUGCCAACGAAGAGCAGCAGCAGCAGCAAGAGCAGCAACAGACCGGGCCGGGGCCCGCCGAAACUACCCCGGAGGAGGCCGCCGCGAAGGCGCAGAGGCGGCGGGAGCUGAUGGAGGAGUUUUUUCGCCUGGAGGACGAGUAUAUAAGCCAUCUCGAUGUCGAGGAGAAACAGCGGCGCUGGAAUGAGCGGAGAGAGGUGCUGGUGAACGCUCUCGCGGCCGUUGACGAGUACAUCCGCCUCCAGGAGGAGAAUGGUUGGGAGGACGAGACCGAAGACGCCUGA
Molecule: messenger RNA, 288 nt
Organism: Aspergillus neoniger CBS 115656
Lineage: Eukaryota; Fungi; Ascomycota; Eurotiomycetes; Eurotiales; Aspergillaceae
Exons: 4
Coding region: 1-288 (95 amino acids)
Source: RefSeq, a predicted model, not a curated record